Molecule: messenger RNA, 1817 nt
Organism: Aspergillus heteromorphus CBS 117.55
Lineage: Eukaryota; Fungi; Ascomycota; Eurotiomycetes; Eurotiales; Aspergillaceae
Product: putative amino acid transporter
Exons: 6
Coding region: 6-1670 (554 amino acids)
Biological process (GO): amino acid transmembrane transport
Cellular component (GO): endoplasmic reticulum
Molecular function (GO): amino acid transmembrane transporter activity
Source: RefSeq, a predicted model, not a curated record
CAGCGAUGCCCAGGGAUGAAGGACAGCUCUUUCUCUUGGCUGACCAGAAUGGCCCUGGUGGCCUGGAAUCCCAAUCCCUCCUUUCCGAGUCCCCCCCUCCAGACCACGAGCCUGUGAACCAUGCCGCUCCGGCCAGCUCGUCCCCUAGCGGACGCCCGCACCAGUCCUCUAUAUCCCAACCGGCUCCCGACGGACAACGCCGCACUCCCCGUACCAUGAAUCGCGUUCGAUUCGAUCUGGAGGAAGAAACCGAGGACGAACGCCGCUCGAAUGGUCGCCCCCGUGACUCAGAAGACUCGUUGUGGCUCGAGGAGGAGGACUACGGCCGCGCGGACGGCAGUCGGUCAGCACGGCAAAUGGUGCCUCUGCUCACAGACAUCGAGGCCCCGAGCGUGACCCUUGCCACUUCCGACGAAUUCUUCCCUGAGGAUCAUCUCGAGAGCGCGAGACCGAGGAGCGGAAUGCGCAUGGCGUUCAUGAACAUGGCCAAUAGUAUAAUAGGAGCGGGUAUAAUCGGGCAGCCCUACGCACUUCGGCAAGCUGGCAUGAUGAUGGGCAUUGUGCUCCUGGUUGUGCUUACUGUUGCGGUGGACUGGACCAUUCGCCUCAUAGUCAUCAACUCGAAGCUAAGCGGCGCGGACUCGUUCCAGGCGACAAUGCAGCACUGUUUUGGCAAGAGUGGUCUCAUCGCCAUCUCGGUCGCUCAAUGGGCAUUUGCGUUCGGCGGGAUGAUUGCAUUCUGUAUUAUCGUUGGGGAUACCAUACCGCAUGUGUUGAGCGCUUUAGUCCCUUCUCUCCAAGAUAUGCCGUUCCUCUGGCUCUUGACCGACAGACGGGCCAUUAUCGUCCUUCUUGUUCUGGCAAUCUCGUAUCCGCUGUCUUUAUACCGGGACAUUGCAAAGUUGGCAAAAGCAUCCGCCUUGGCGUUGAUCAGUAUGGUAGUUAUUGUGGUAGCUGUGAUGACCCAGGGAUUCCGUGUACCUGCAGAAUCGCGGGGUGAUGUCAAGAGCCUCCUGUUGGUUAAUAAUGGUUUCUUUCAGGCAGUUGGGGUCAUUUCAUUUGCAUUCGUAUGCCACCACAAUAGCCUUCUGAUCUAUGGCUCACUGAAAAAGCCGACAAUGGAUCGAUUUGCGAGAGUGACCCAUUACUCGACCGGAGUUUCGCUCAUUGUGUGCUUAGCCAUGGGCAUUUCUGGCUUCCUUUUCUUUGGAUCACAGACUCAAGGCAAUGUACUCAAUAAUUUUCCGUCGGAUAAUAUCCUGGUCAACAUAGCACGACUAUGCUUCGGCCUGAACAUGCUUACCACCUUACCACUCGAGGCGUUUGUGUGUCGGUCAGUGAUGACGACCUACUACUUUCCAGACGAGCCUUUCAACCUUAAUCGACACCUGGUCUUCACAUCCGCGCUGGUCGUGUCGGCCAUGGCCAUGGCCCUGAUAACCUGCGACUUGGGUGCAGUAUUCGAGUUGAUUGGCGCGACUAGCGCUGCUGCACUGGCUUACAUCUUCCCCCCUCUUUGCUAUAUCAAGCUGAGCAAUGCCUCGCACAAAGCCAAGAUUCCCGCAUACUUGUGCAUUGUGUUCGGAGUGACUGUAAUGGGGGUCAGUCUGAUGCAAGCCGUGGCGAAAAUGAUAAGCAACCAAGGUGGUGCAAGUUCUUGCAGUGCGUAACGAGAAAAUCCGGUUCACGGCAUGCAGAUAUAUGCAUGCAUGGUUUCCGAAUCACUAUAGACUUCUCUUCUCUCGGGCCAUCUCGAUACAGAUGUACAUAUAAAUGUGCUACCAGCACAAGAUCUUUUGAAUCAAUCUAUCUACCAA